This is a messenger RNA of Acanthopagrus latus (yellowfin seabream), 1588 nucleotides long. RefSeq names its product BARX homeobox 1 (gene barx1). The transcript is spliced from 4 exons. Bases 459 to 1220 code for a protein of 253 amino acids. Lineage: Eukaryota; Metazoa; Chordata; Actinopteri; Spariformes; Sparidae. Gene Ontology annotation, molecular function: DNA-binding transcription factor activity, RNA polymerase II-specific; DNA binding. The record is from RefSeq and is a predicted model, not a curated record. Gene Ontology annotation, biological process: regulation of DNA-templated transcription.
UGCGUGCAGCGCACGUGCGGCUUUGCAUGGAGCUUGGGUCGCGCGCAGGCAGCAGCAGGCUUCACCCUGUGAAGAGGUGGAGCCAUGACGAGACUCAUAAAACCCAAAUCUUAUUCCUCAACUCACUGCCAAGGUGACGCUCUUAACGGCUGACAAACACAUCCGACCUCCGCGGACAGGCAGCGGGCAUGAGCACGACCGGCUUUAGGAGUUUUGGGUCAAAUGUUUGUUCUUGGUUCGAUGUUUUAUAUCCCAAAAGAGGCAGAGCCGACCAGAAGUGACGCGUUCUAGGACGUGCGGAGAAGUCGGCUACCUGUAACCUACUCGUUAUUUCGCUUGACACCAGACCUCGAGGAUAACUGUGUUCUUGCUAUCCGGACUACAGAGGCACCGCAGAGGGAAUAUGACAGCUGUGUCGGGCCACUGAAGGAGUCGUAGUAGGUGUACGCGCUCGGUGUAUGUUCAGGCGAACGCACGGCCAGAUUAUGCAGCAUCCUUUGGACAUGGGGGCGCAUUACUAUCCUCCGGAAGUUCACCCCGACCACAGAACUCACCGCUACAGAAGCUUCAUGAUCGAGGAGAUCCUGACUGAUCACCCGGAGCACAAAGCGUCGGCUCCCGCCGGGGAGCUGCUUAAGUUCGGGGUUCAUGCUCUGCUGUCCGCACGGCCUUUUCCGAACCCAAUGGUGCUGAAAGCCGACCAGACGAGCCUCCUCAAGUUCCCCAUGUCACCGCUGUCCUGCUCGCUGGGCUCCCCGCUGCUGUCGGCCGCUCCGGGGCUGCAGGUCGGCGCGGCGUCUCACCACCUGCCCCUGGAUCUGCACCUCCGGGGAAAGCUGGAGCACGGAGCCGACGGAGGCAGCAAGACCAAGAAGGGCCGCCGGAGCCGCACCGUGUUCACCGAGCUGCAGCUCAUGGGCCUGGAGAAGCGCUUCGAGAAGCAGAAGUAUCUGUCUACGCCUGAUAGAAUAGACCUCGCCGAGUCUCUUGGGCUCAGUCAGCUGCAAGUCAAAACAUGGUACCAGAACAGAAGGAUGAAAUGGAAGAAAAUUGUGUUACAGGGAGGAGGCCUGGAGUCCCCGACUAAACCUAAAGGCCGCCCGAAGAAGAACUCCAUCCCCAGCAGCGAGCAGCUCUCUGAACAAGAAAGAUCCUCUGCUGACGCUGACCCCCAGUCUGCAGGCUCGAGCUCCCACUUAGAGAGCACUCAGGAGGAAUGAUCUGACUGCAGCCUGCAAAUACUGACUCUAUAUGCGUGAGCUCUGGGAUGCUCAGUGUGUAUCUCUUGGACAGGUCCACAUUCCUUAAAGGCACGGAGAGGACGUGUCGAUGCUCCUGAGGCUGGACCGUGUUGUGCAGCAUCUAAAGACUCACAGGCCCAGCAGUGACAGGAAAUAUACAAGCUGGCAUCCUCAUUGUUGUAGCCCCAACAUGCACUCCGUCAUGGUGAGCUUACUGCUGUUGAGGAAGGAACUUGAACCUUUGCAGUAGGUCUACCCUUUAUAUUCUAAGGAUGCACUCUCACUCCUCUGUUUUGCAUUCCUUUUGUGUAACUGUGCUGUUUAAUUAUUAAAUAUAUUUUCACUAA